UUGUCUUUCUACGGAGACAGUUUUCACACUACAUUUCCCAGCAUCCUUUGCGAUAAACGCGCUCGAAUUGACGACGUGGCUGGCAUACGUCUCAUCAUCCCGGGGCUUCAGCGAGCUGGUGCGAUUCAAGUAGGGGAACCGGCUCCGCUUAUUUCCUGCACUGUGCUUAGGUCCAUGUCGGGAAAAACCAAGAGCCGAAAUGCCGCCAAUGCUGACUCGAUGGCUGGUGGAGUGUCCUGCGAUGAACGCAUCCUGCGGGAGAUUCAUCAGCUGUACACGGACAAUGAUAGUGGGUUGAUUACAGUCGCUGAGUCCGUUGGUAUUAAAUUGCUGCCGCCCAGGAAAAAGAUCACAGUGAUGCUCAUGGGAAACCACUCUGCCGGAAAGAGCUCCUUCAUCAACUGGUAUGUGGAGGAACACAUCCAGCGAACUGGAGUAGCCAUCGAGACACAAGGCUUCAGCUUUGUUACAAAUGGACGAAAGAGAGAAUCCCUCACAGGAAACGCCACCCUUCAUCUUUAUCCGCAUUUCAAGCCUCUGCAGGAGUUUAAAGGAGUCUCAGAGUAUUUGAGCACAGAGAUCUGCACGUCGCGACAGAAGCGGUUUAGCCUGGUGACAUUUGUGGAUUCUCCAGGCUUGGUGGACGGUGACAUGAAGUACCCGUUUGACGUGGAUGAUGUUCUUCUGUGGCUCGGGGAGCUUUGUGAGCUUAUUCUGGUCUUCUUUGAUCCCAUGGGUCAGGCUCUUUGCAAGCGCACCCUCAACAUUGUGGAGAAGCUGAAUGAAAAACAAGGCGACCGGCUGCGCUUUUACCUGAGCAAGGCCGAUGAAGCCGGGGGAGAGUCGGACAGACAGAGAGUGAUGAUGCAGAUUGUCCAGGAGCUCUGCAAGCGGCCCGGCCUCAAUAAAUGUGGCUUUGACAUGCCCACCAUCUACAUCCCUAAUCCAAACAAGCCCAGUCGCUGCAUCAACCAAAUUGAGGAUGUUUGCCGUACGAUCGAGAAAACUAUCAACCAGACCGUCCAGACUACCCUCAACUCUCUGGAAAGGGACUGUGAGCUCGUCAGUGAGGCCAUUACAGACACGCUCGGCAACGACAGGCUGACCAGCCUGACCAACCGACGUUCACGCUGUAAGAGCUGCUUCCUGACCCUGCUGGGUUUCUGUGUCCCUCUGGCCCUGCUGGCCUUUGUGGCGCUGGGCAGUCUGUCCAAGGAGCUGCUGGAGAUGGUUCUGGGCCAACAAGGGACAGAAACACUCUCCCUCUACCUGACUCCCAUUGUGAGAAUAUUUAACUCCCUGUCGGAUGAGAUGAAGAUCUACGUCAGUGGUGGAUCCGUCCUUCUCUCAUUCCUGUUGAUCAUCUUUGCACGCUUCUCCAUGGGGACUAAGGCGACCCUAUCGGGGAGACAGAAACGGCAGCUACAGGAGAAGCUGGGCUACAUUCAGGACGUGGUCAAGACCAAAAAGAAAAAGCUCUAUGAGGAUUACCUGCGCCAGAGUGUCAACGAUCAGGACAUGGACUUGUAGAGAUGUGUGCAAAAACACCAAUCCCAGGGUUUAGGACCAAUUAAAUAGUUUGUCAAGGUUUUACGCCAGCUACCGUUAAACUCGGACCACUCGAUUAUGUAUUUUUAAUCCUUUUACAAGGUACACCAAAAUCUUCUGCUUUUGACUUCUAUAAAACCAGUUUACCUGUUAAUAUGAUGUCACCUCUGUUUGAACCAUGAAAACUGCCCGUUUACAGAUGACAUAAGCCUGUUACUAAUCACUCAUUUCUUCGGAGCGUUCUUCCAUAUUUGUAUACUGUGCCUCUGCUCCAAUCAUCUUAAAUCCGGUACAUACCACUUUGGGAUACAGAAAUCUUUUCAAACUAUAAGAGCUUGUAGCGCUGAUUUGUGAGUCACUUUGUAUAUGUCACAGAUUUUGAGAACCUUCACCAGCAUUUUGAUAGCUUGUCAUGGAGUUUGUUUUGUGUUGAUCCAGAGCAUAUGAGUGUUUAUGGAUGAUGAUUAUUGACCAGUAUUCAAAACGGUUAUCAGUGACGAGGUCAAGGGGUUUUAUUUUAUUUUUGUUUUGUUUUUUUGUACUCUGUCUGUGCAUUGUUACCAGGUUUUAUUUACAGCUAUAUAAUUUAAAAAUAAACUCAGUAAUUCAAAUGAGUCUUUUUCUUGGUAUGUUUCAUGUUCUCAUA
This is a messenger RNA of Menidia menidia (Atlantic silverside), 2194 nucleotides long. Lineage: Eukaryota; Metazoa; Chordata; Actinopteri; Atheriniformes; Atherinopsidae. The record is from the annotation of a GenBank genome assembly.